Molecule: messenger RNA, 1221 nt
Organism: Lutzomyia longipalpis
Lineage: Eukaryota; Metazoa; Arthropoda; Insecta; Diptera; Psychodidae
Product: sin3 histone deacetylase corepressor complex component SDS3
Exons: 4
Coding region: 84-1082 (332 amino acids)
Biological process (GO): negative regulation of transcription by RNA polymerase II
Cellular component (GO): Sin3-type complex
Molecular function (GO): histone deacetylase binding
Source: RefSeq, a predicted model, not a curated record
CGGUAGUCGUGUGUGAGUGUGUUUUUCUCUGAGCGUCUGUUUUCCGUGGUUGCCUGGAAAAUUGUGAAUUUUCUCAGUGAAAAAUGUCUUAUCAGAACUCCCCGUACUACUCGGGGAAUACCAAUGAGGAUUUCGAUUGUGACUACGAUCCAUCAUUUGAUUUUAUGGACCGUGAAAAUGACAGCGAAGAAGACACAGAAGAAGCCAGUGAGACGGAUCUUGCCCUCCAUCAGCGUAGUCAGGAUGAACCUGUGGAAAUUAAGGAGCAAAUGUACCAGGAUAAGUUGGCGAAUCUGAAGAAGCAGCUGGAAGAGCUGAAAAAUGGUUCACAUCCGGAACUCGUGAGACGCGUCAAGAAGCUCGAGUAUCAGUGCAAGGAACGUCUGAGGCUCAAUGAGAUCUACCGUGAUUACCUUGUGGAGUGCGUGGAGAGGGACUACAUUCUCGAGAAGAAGGCCGCUGUGAAGGAGUUUGAGGAGAAGAAGUCCGAUUUGAAGGAUAAUCUCCUCACGGACUUUGAGGAUAGGCGGAAGAUGAUUGAAUCUGAGCACAAUAGCAUGGAACUCACGAGUGAUUCCAUGGAUGUAAAGCCCACCGUGACACGGAAGCUUCGACGACGCCCCAAUGAGCCCAUUCCGGUGGUGGAGAAGCGCCGGAAGCCGACAAAUGGGCAACUUGUACUCCUCCUGGAUGAGAAGGAUGUGGAGAAUGAUUUGAAGCUCAUCAGCCGUGGGAAGGCAAUGACCCCAAUGCGACCACCAUCAUUGCCCAACAAUGGUAUUCCCACAAGUCCAGCCUCUUCCUCAUCAUCGUCCAUCCCGUCAAUUCAUCCGCCAUCGUCUCCGCCCAUUGUUGAGGCAAAAAUUGAAGAUGGGAAACUUCUCUACGAACGCCGGUGGUUCCACCGAGGUCAACCAGUAUUUGUCGAAGGGAAGGACUUUCACAGAUUCCCAGCCACAAUCUCCGCCAUUGGCAAUGAUACUAUUUGCGUGAAAAAACUCACAGAUGCUGGGAGUAAAUUCAAGAUAAAUACCGCCCAUUUGAGCCAGGGGAAAGUAUCCAUCAAGAGGAGAGCAAAUUGAUGUGUAAUCCCGGAGUUUUCUCCCCAGAAAUUGUACAAUUUUUCUUCUUAAAUGUUUUCCAUCAUCUUAUAAUUUUUUUUAUUUGAUUGAAUGUUCGCAGAUUAUUAAAUAAAGCCUAAUUAUUUUUUCUUUUCCAUAA